Molecule: messenger RNA, 3522 nt
Organism: Frankliniella occidentalis (western flower thrips)
Lineage: Eukaryota; Metazoa; Arthropoda; Insecta; Thysanoptera; Thripidae
Product: myosin heavy chain, skeletal muscle, adult-like
Exons: 14
Coding region: 126-3503 (1125 amino acids)
Source: RefSeq, a predicted model, not a curated record
GCUUUUCGUGAACGGUUCCGUUCCGUUUGGCGCGGUUUCAGUGGAGGGCAUUUCGAUGCGAGGGUGUUGUAUGUGUAGCGGUCUCAACAGUUCUGGUUCUUUCGCAGCUUCCUCAUUUACUUGAAAUGUCGGAUUCUAUGGAAAAAUGGAAGCAGGAAAGAAGAAAGCUUUCCUCAGCGCUUGGUGCUUCAGCGCUACCAAGUCGCGCGAGAGAAAUAAAUUUGGCACAAUCUACUAAGGUUGUUCAAAAAGAGACCAAAUCUCUUACGGGGAAUGAGGGUGAAAAAUCGCAGAGAGAAUCUGUUUCUCUGUCACAGUCCUUGGAUUCAUUCUCUUUAAGAGUUCAGGAAAACAAAGCAAUAAUACAGUCAAAGGUAAACGAGCUAAAUGGGUUAGUUAGUUCAUGUGGACGGCAGUCAGACAAGAUUUGUGAAUGCCGUCUUGGCGUCAAUCAGAGCACAAUCAAGAUUACCAAUGAUGCAAAACUGAAAGAGCUUUUUUCAACUAGGUACAAUAGGGCAUAUCAGAUGAUCCAUAAAUUGUAUUCCAACUCUAAGUGUGUUACUGAUUCACUUCACCAAGUAGCUGCUGUAAGAGAGACCUUUGGAUCACGCCUUGAUGAAAUGAAAGUUAAAGCAGAGGAGAUGAACAAUUAUUUGAAUGAAACUAGCUCAGUAAAUCUUAAGGGUUAUGAAAAAUGCUUAAUGUUGCUCAAGCUAGAAGAGAAAAACAUAGAAGAUGAUAAUGUUGGUACUGAAAAUUGGAUAAAUUCUUUCCAACAGCAAAGUUACAAUGAAAAGAUUUUGAAAAGAGAAGAGGACACUGCAGACGAAGAAUCCUCUAACGACAUACACUCAAAAAUUCUAGAAGCCAAAAAAAUAUCUGAGGAUUUGUCUAACCAUUCAGAAAAAACUCACAUGGAAAAGGACGAGCAAAAGCACUGCCUUCAAAAGAAGUUGGAACUUGUGAAGGGAAACUUCAUAACUGUUGAGGAAGAUUUAGUGUCUCUUCAGCAAGAAUACGAAUCAACCAAUACCGAAGUCUAUUCCCUUCAAAGUGAACUAGCAGAGUCUGGCAAGAGAGUGGACAAGAUUCAAAAUGUCAUUGAACAACUCCAAGGGAAAACAGAUGACCUCAAAGAAUCCCUAUCGCAGAGCAACACAGAACAGAAAGAUAUUGAGGCGCAGUUAAUUUUGGCAAGAGACACCUAUGGGACUCAUAUUGCUGAAAUAGAGGAAACUAAAAAGCAGCUUUCUGAUGAGAAAAAUAGCACUGACCAGCAGGUCAAAGUUUUAGAAGAGGAACUGCUGACAAACAAAUUAGCAUUAGUUGAAAGAAAACAAUCUUUACAGGAGGCUCUUCAAGCAACAAGAUCAAAAGGGUCUGACAUACUCCUGGAGGAAGAAAAUUUGCAGAGUGCCCUAGUGCAAUUACAAAGUGACUUAGAAACUGUUCUUUUAGACAGAAGUCAACUUGUAGAGGCCAACAGUUCUUUAGAAAACUAUGUAGCCACCAUUGAUAGUGAAAUCCAACAUCUGACAAAGGAGGCAGAAGAGCAAAGAAGAUCUAUCGAUAAUGAAAUACGUACCACCAAGAUUCUAGAACAGAGUCUCACUACAAGCAAACAUCAUCUUGAGGAAUCACUAUCUGAAUAUAAUCACGAUUUAACAGUGGCAACCAAUGAAGAAAGUUGUGCAACAGAGGAACUCAAUGCUGUGGAAACAGAAGAUCAAGAGCUUGUUGCUAAAAUUCAAAUGCUCCAGAAUGAGAUAGCUGAAUCUCAGUUAAUGACAACUCAACAGCAUAAUUUAAUCACAAAAGAAUUAAAAGAGAGAAUUCUGAAAUUGCAAGGUGAAGUAGAAUCUGAAAGCAAGAAAAAAGAAGUGCAGUUAAACACAUUUGAACAAAAAGUAGAACUUAAAAAUGGCGACAUAAUGAAGGCAAAUGCACUGAUCAACAGUUUACAAAAUUCAAUUUCUUCAAAAAAUCAAGAAUUGAAAAGAAUUGAAAUCGCAUUUAAAAAUAAAUUAGAUGAAAAAAGGAAAAGUGAAAAAAUUGUUGUAAAAAGUCAACAAGAGAUUUUAAAAUGUGAAGAAAACCUUCAUGACAAUCACAAAAAGGGAGAAGAAAUGACAUUAAAACUACAGGACAUGGAUCUUAAAAUGGAGAGUCUCGACAAGAAUAUAGAUGAGCUACAACUUGUGCAGAAAGAGAAAGAAACACUUCUUUCAUCAUCAUUAAAAGAUUAUGAUAAAGAAAAACAGAUCUUGCUUCGAGACACGUUUAACUAUAACUCAACUGCUGAAUGCUGUGCUGAUGAAGCAAAAUUAUUGAAGAAACAAUUGAUUUCUUGGAAAGAAAAACUUGAUAAUGUGCAAGGUGAAUCUGUAAAGGUGACAGGAAUGAUAGAAUCACUCUCCUCAAGCAUAGAAAAUUUCAAAAUAGAGGUGAAUGAUCUUGAUAGAAAAAAGCAAGAGCACUUGAAGAGAAGUUCAGUUCUUGCCAAAGACCUUAGACAAGUUGAAAUAGAGACUUCACAUAUCAAGGCAAAAUAUACCCGCCUUAAAAAAAAAUUUGAUGCUCUAACUGCACUGAAAGCACAGAAGAAAGAAGCUGCAGCUGCAGCAUCUCAAAUGAUCACUGAAGGCACCUUUCAGGUUGCAACAGCUCAAGGUGAAGUAACACCACAGUUUAGUUCAUCUAGUCGAGGUCCGGGAGAGAGUACCGGGGGAAAGGAUGAUACUCCAAAGUCCAUCUUGAAAACUCCUUUAAAGUCUUCCACACCCCAGGCAAAGAAACAUGUAAAAUUUGUGGACGAUGCUUCGGAACUGCCAAGUUCUGGUAGUACUAUAAUAAUGGGAUAUGACUUUGCUGAUGAACAGGAGGCAAACCCUGAUAAUAGAUCUCAGAUAUUAACUCAACACAAUGAUCGUAAGAAAGCAGAACAAGUUAUAUUGAAGACUCAAAGCUCUCUUCAAACAGAUGUAGUACCACCACAGGCAAAGAAGAGGAAAAUUUGUGAGGCUGGUCCAAGCACUUUCAAAAUUCCAGAAUCAGCUGUAUCUCAAAGGGUUGCUGCUCCACAACAGCCCAUAUUUUUUCCAAAUAAGGAUAGUAAAAAUAAAGAAAACAAGAGUUAUUUGGAUGAUGACAAUAGCUCUACAAGCUCUAUCAUGAUGGCGGAUUAUGCUGAGGAGCUUGAGAAAAACCCUUACUAUAUCCACACAAUUAAGGCUCAACAACAGGAGCAGAGAAGCUCAAAGAAGAUGAAAAUGGUAACAAAAAACACUUAUGAAAAUACAAAUUUAGUACGUGGCAGAAGUUCAGUAAUUUAUCUAUUUAAUCGAUUUGCAAUUCUUCUCAGAACAUGUCUUCUAGUGCAGUCACAAAGGAACUUACCACCCCAUUGCAAGAAAUGGGCGGUGAGAAUGAAAUUUCUUCCUCCACUCCAGAAUCUCAGAUGGAUUGGCUCAAGUGAUCCUUCAGUUUGUGACCUCGCAUAGACAGCAACCUUUAUUAAAU